UUGACUGAAGUUUCUUCGCUCCAGGUGUCUUAAACCAUGGCUGUCGGGAUCAGUCCGUACAGCAGCCACAACCUGAGCGCUCUGCACUUCUGAUCACUGAAAGUGACCGAAACAGGCGCCUUUAUCUGCUCCAGGCAACCCAAUAGCAAGGAUUUCCAACAGAGAGAUGCGGCCACUGUACCAGACCCUGGGUGAAUGGCCAAGACGGGGAUCAGAACCAGGCUGAGGCUUUGCAGAAUUGGAGCCGAGAGCGGUCCGGCAUCCCUGGCCAUUAUGGGAACUUAAAUAUCAAGACACCAGGAGCAGCCAAUUGAAAUGUCUGGGAGAUGAAGGAGGAAAAACUCUGAGUGGCAGCGUGUAAUAAAGCAGCCGAAGACAGAGUAACCUUUGAGGCAGAGGGAGUGAGCGGCGCUCACAUAUGCUCGCACCAUGCCCAGUUUGGCUCUCCGCGCUCCCGGAACAAACGCUCCGGCCGGACUCUAACUGGUGCUAUGGAACCGUACGGCCGUCUCUGUGUCCUCUGCAUUCUGCUGCUGCUUAGAGGGCUAUGCAGGUCAUUCAACAUUGAUGUGAAAAGACCCCAGAUCUUCCAGGGUCCACCGGAGGCUCAGUUCGGUUACAAAGUCCUGCAGCACGAAGCUGGAGGGGAGAAAUGGAUGUUGGUCGGGGCGCCCUGGGAUGGGACAGCCGACAACCGGAAAGGGGACGUGUACAAGUGCGUUACGGGUGCAAGAAACAACUCCGUCUGUGCCAAGGUCAACCUAGGUGACCUGGCCCUGCGGAACGUCUCCACGCAAAUCAGAAACAUGCACUUUGGAAUGACGCUCCUGGACAACAAAGAGGAUGGCUUUGUGGCCUGCGCCCCCCUCUGGUCCCAGGAGUGCGGCACCUCCAUGUUCAGCACGGGCAUCUGCACCAGGGUGGAUGGCAGCUUCCAGCCGACUGAAACCAUCGCCCCCACGGCUCAGAGGUGUUCUACCUACAUGGACAUAGUGAUUGUCCUGGAUGGCUCCAACAGCAUCUAUCCCUGGUACGAGGUGCAGAACUUCCUCAGCAACAUCCUCAGCAAGUUUUUCAUCGACCCAAACCAGAUCCAGGUGGGGGUGCUGCAGUAUGGGGAGAAAGCUGUCCACGAAUGGAGCCUCCGGGAUUACCAGACGGCGGAAGAAGUGGUGGAGGCGGCGAAGAACAUCAGCCGGCAGGAGGGCCGGGAGACUCGCACGGCGUUCGCUAUCCACAAGGCCUGCUCGGAGGCGUUCAGCCCAGAGCGGGGGGGCCGGGAAGGAGCCACCAAACUGGUGAUCGUGGUGACGGAUGGUGAGUCCCAUGACAGGGAUGAGCUGCCGGAGGCCCUGGCUGAAUGCAAGAAACGCAACAUCACACGCUAUGCUAUUGCGGUCCUAGGUCACUACAUGCGCCGACAGCAGGAUCCUCACUCCUUUAUCAAUGAAAUCAAGUACAUCGCCAGCGACCCCGAUGAGAAAUACUUCUUCAACGUGAGCGACGAGGCGGCCCUGAACGACAUUGUGGAUGCCUUAGGGGACAGGAUCUUCAGCCUCGAAGGAACGCAUGGAUAUAAUGAAAGCUCCUUUGAACUGGAGAUGUCCCAGAUCGGCUUCUCAACCCACCUGCUGGAGGACGGGAUCCUCUUUGGCACCGUGGGGGCGUAUGACUGGGAUGGGGCCGUCCUCAAGGAGAGCAGACACGGCCGGGUCAUCCUGCCCCGGAAAGCCUUCGAGAAGGAGUUUCCACUGGAGCUGAAGAACCAUGCAGCCUACCUAGGUUACGCAGUCUCCUCGGUCCGGCUCCGGAAUGGGAAGUGUCUCUACGUGGCGGGGGCACCACGUUUUAAGCACAAGGGGAAGGUUAUCCUGUUCGAGAUGAGCAACAGUGGAAGCGUGGUCAUAUCCCAGGCCCUCGCUGGGGAGCAGAUCGGCUCAUACUUUGGUAGCGAAGUGUGUCCUGUGGACGUGAAUGGGGACGGAAUCACGGACGUCCUGCUGGUCGCUGCCCCAAUGUACUUGGGAGGUCAGAACAAAGAGACAGGCCGGGUCUAUAUCUACAAAGUCGGCCAGCUGCUCCUGACGUUCAACGGGACCCUGCAUGCUGACAAGAAGCCCCAGGACUCUCGCUUCGGUUACUCCCUGGCAGCCGUGCCCGACCUCAACCACGACGGCUUUAACGACGUGGUGGUGGGAGCGCCCCUGGAGGAUGGCCAUAGGGGAGCGGUGUACGUUUACCAUGGCGCCCGGGGCACCAUCCUGCCACAGUACCAGCAGCGGAUCGAAGCCUUGUCCCUCCACCCGAGUCUGAGCUACUUCGGCCGCAGCGUGGACGGGCAGAUGGACCUGGAUGGGGACAAGCUGGUGGACUUGGCUGUCGGGGCCCAGGGAGCCGCCGUGGUGUUGUGGUCGCGGAGGAUCGUCCAGGUCAACGCCUCGCUGGCCGUCAACCCUGCCUCCAUCAACGUGCUCCAGAAGAACUGCCAGAGGCAGGGCAAGGACUCCGUGUGCGUCACGGCCACCGUCUGCUUCCGCGCCACCUCCAGGUCCCCGGGCCGGGGGAACAGGCAUUUCGGGAUCAAGUACAGCGUGUCUCUGGAUGACAGGAAGUUCGGCGCCAGGGCCGUGUUCGACGACACCUCCCAGAAGCUGGUGCAGAAGCGGCUCCGAGCCAGCGUGGGGAAGGCAGCCUGCCAGCCGCUCCCCUUCCACGUGAUUGACACGACUGACUACCUGAGCCCGGUCAGCAUGAUGGUGAAGUUCGCCCUGAGCGAUUCUGACCCAGGCCCCAUGCUGGAUGAGAGAUCGUCCACCACUGUUAAGAAGCUGAUCCCUUUCUUCAAGGACUGCGGAGAGGACAAUGAGUGCGUCACGGACCUGGUGCUCCAGGCUAGCAUGGAUCUCGCCGGCUCCAGGCAGAAGCCUCACGUUGUCCGCAAGGGGAAGAGGAAGGUUCUGGUGAACGUGGUCCUGGAGAACAAGAAGGAAAACGCCUACAAUGCCAGCCUCAAGCUCUGGUUCUCCAAAAACCUCCACUUCUCCAGCCUCUCGCUCAAGGGGGAAACCCAGGUGAAGGUUGAAUGCAGUGCCCCCUCCCCGCACACCCGCACCUGCAGCGUGAGCUACCCCGUCUUCAGGUCCCUGGCGAAGGUGGCGUUCCUGCUCGAGUUCGAGUUCAGUUGCUCCUUCCUGCUCGACCGAGCGCACCUGAAACUCACAGCCAGCAGCGACAGCAUCGAAAUGAACGAGACCCUACACGAUAACACAGUGCAGCCCUUCACCUACAUCAGCUACGAGCCCGACCUCUUCCUCUCCAGCGAGGCCACCCUGAACCGGUACGAAGUGCAUCCGGCAGGCACCUUUUCCAGCAGCGUCGGGCCGGAGUUCAAGACCACCAUCAAGGUCCAGAACCUCGGCUGCUAUGCGGUCAGGAACCUCUCCGUCAGCAUGUCCCUCCCCGCCAUGGCCUUCCGGCGCAGCUACUUCCUCUCUGUCACACGCAUCAUCGCCGACAAUGUUACCUGUAUCGUGCAAAACCUGACGGAGGCGUCACUACGGAGCCAGGCUGGAGUGAUUCCUAUUCACCCUGAAGAUCUCUUGCAUGCAGACAGACUGAAUUGCAGCAACUCCUGGUGCCAGGUGGUCAGGUGUGAGCUGGAGCAGCUGGAGAAGAACACAGAGGUGUCCAUCCACUUGCUGAGGGUGAUCCACAAUGACUUCUUCAGAAGGGCUAAAUUCAAAACCGUGAAAGUCAUCAGCACGUUUGCACUUGUUGCCACGGAGAACAGCUUCCUCUUCCUUGAGGAGUCAGCGCAUCGGCGAGAGACAGUCCUGGAGAUCAUCCAGCCCAAGCGCAUCCCCAUCUCCUUAUGGAUCCUGAUCGGCAGCAGCAUCGGAGGGCUCCUGCUACUGGCACUGAUAAUAUUCUGUCUGUGGAAGCUUGGAUUCUUUACUCACAAGAAGAUCCAGGAAGAGGAGGAGGAGCAGCAGUGACAUUGCAGGGGGCUUCCUGCUCAGUUCCUUGCUACAACAAACUCACCGUCUCUCAAGCCCCACCACACUCUAGCCAAUCCUCCCAGCCUCAGAGGAAGAGCAGCAGGGGUCGUGCUGAGGGGCAGAAGAGACCCGUACGCGGUUAGCCCAUGAACAUUUCCUUUGGCAUGCCUGUGGCUCUGAGGACCUUACCACCUGUCUGUCUCUCUCGCUGGUGCCACAUGGGUUCCAGCAGUAGAACUAACCGAAGAUGGACCCCCUUCUGCUUGGGCUCACAACGCAAAAGAUGGUGUGCUAGGGUUGGGGGGAGGAGGGGGCACACGCUAAUCCCAUAACCCUGCUAGUGCUCCUAAACUAAGUUGCAUGAAGAAUGCAGCUAGGUUCCCAAGUAUUUUGAGCCCAAAGGGACUACAGGGAACCUUAGCGGCUACUAAAGCAGGCACAAAAACCACAUCCAACAGCCAGCGUGGAUCUCCCUAUCAGCCACUCGACUCAUCAGCCCAGGCUAGCUGAAAUCAGACAACGGUGCCAUUGGAUGUAGAAACUCUUUCCACCUCUCCAGCUGCAGUAUUCCCACUGCACUUUGAGCAAUGUAGUCAUUGCAACUCGUAGCCAGCCGGGGCUUGUCAAUAAAGUUUGCAGCGUGGUUUGUUAAGUCCUGUAAAGAGUUAAGAUAAACCUCACCCCACUUGGUCCUACAGCAGAUGCUGUUUUAAGAGGGUGCAAGUCCGGUCACUCAGCCAUGUCCGCUCCCUCCUCCUUAGGGCUUCCUUUCACUUAGGGUGGAACUGCAGGAAUGCCCUGAGCCCCCAUUGCAAGAGUGGGGCCAACAUUAGUCACUCAAAAUGGAGCCAGGCUUAGCGGGAGUAGAGUGAGGAGUCAGCACCACAGAGGCUGCAGGGCUGGGAAUUACAGAAACCCUCUGCGUGAGCAGGACAGCUAGAACUAGGGAAGGGAUGCCCCUGACCGCUCAGGGAGUGCCUCUUGCUCCACCACUGCUCUUUCCCCUUUCAGGAAUGACUAAUAGGAGUCACAGAGCACUCGGAUGCAGAUCCAGGUUACGCAACAACAGUCUGGGCAUAAAGGUAAGGGGGACACAGCUUGUGAUUAGAGAGCGUCUGGGUCUAGAAAAUCCUCUGGGUGGAGGAGGCUGGGUAAGAAAGCAUCACAUCCCCAGCUACUGCUCUGUAGCAUUGCUGCCUCGGCCUGUCCCUGGCAGAGCAGGAUGUGAAUCGUUCCCCUGGAGCAAGCCUGAAGGCCAGAAGAUUGAGUUGCUUUGCACCUGCUGCAUUUAUCUCCAAAGGCAGAGGCCACAAAAGCCAAAGGAGCAGGGUUAAAAAGCCGCCCGUUAUCUCUGCUCAACCCCCUUAAAACCUGAAGGAUGGAAUGUUCCUAGGACAGCCCCUAGCCUGCAGUCUGCUCCAGCACUGAAAUACACACUGAUUUUUUUCUUGACUCUAACCUGGACAAAUAGAAGGUCCCCAGGGCAAAGUGUAACCAGCUCCUACUCUAAGCAGGUAUUCAACCUCCACAGUCCAUGCCCAGCCAGAGCUGAGACAGUUUUAGAGUGGGACGAAUGUGGCGGACACAGAUACAGACAGUAGAUGGUCUCCUAUAAAGCAGUUCAAAGAGAUGCUCUUAUCAUUUGGUGCUAAAAAUCAUAGAACUGGAAGGGACCUCAAGAGGUCAUCUAGUCCAGUCGCCUGCCCUUAUGGCAGGGCUAAGUAUUAUCUAGAUCAUCCCUGACAGCUGUUUGUCAAACCUGCUCUUAAAAAUCUCCAAGGAUGGAGAUUCCACAACCUCCCUAGGCAAUUUAUUCCAGUGCUUCACCACCCUGACAGGAAGUUUUUCCUAAUGUACAACCUAAACCUCCCUUGCUGCAAUUUAAGCCCAUUGGUUCUUGUCCUGUCCUCAGAAAAAUUGUUGUUCUUAACCUCUCCCUCCUUGUAAUAACUUUUUAUGUACUUCAAAGCUGUUAUGUCCCCUCUCAGUCUUCUCUUUUCCAGACUAAAACAAACCCAGUUUUUUUUUUCCCAAUCUUCCCUCAUAGGUCAUGUUUUCUUUAAUCAUUUUCGUUGCUCUUCUCUGGACUGUCUCUAAUUUGUCCACAUCCUUCCUGAAAUGUGGUGCCCAGAACUGGACACAGUACUCCAGUUGAGGUCUAAUCAGUGCGGAAUAAAGAAGAAUUACGUCUCGUGUCUUGCUCAUAACACUCCUACUAAUACAGCCCUGAAGGAUUUUUUUUUUUUUUUUUUUUUUGCAACAGUGUUACCCUGUUGACUCAUAUUUAGCUUGUGAUCCACUAUGACCCCCAGAUCCCUUCCCACAGUACUCAUUCCUAGGCCAUUGUUUCCCAUUUUACAUGAGUAUCAUCACUGGGGAGGGAUAAGAACAGGUGAGACAAAUCCCUGUGUGGGAUGGUCUAGGUAUGCUUGGCCCUGCCUCAGCACAAGGGGCAGGACUAGAUGACCUCUUGAGGUCCCUUCCAGGCCGACAUUUCUAUGAAAGCUGAAGAGCUGCCUGCGUCAGAUGCUGGAGACUGAAACUGACCAGUAGCCAAAUGGGGAAAGAGGCAAAAUCAUCAAGCAGCACCAAUGUAAAAAGUGAAGGGGACUGUGUUUGGGUUUAAUAAGCAGAGCUUUGCCACAAAAGUAGUGUUUAGUGGAGUCACUUUCUAGCCUGAGGAGGUUAGAUGCUGUCUGCAUAAGGGGAAUGACUAAGAAAAUCUCCAAGGCCUUCUACACACAGGAACAUCUGGGCUUCAGCAAUCUGUAUAACGCCAAUGACCCUGUCCCCCCAAGGGUAGAAUAAAUCAUGCAGAUGUUCGCACUAACUGAACCCAAAGCAACCCCCCUGCAUGUCCUGGUCUCCAUUUCAGGGCAGCUGAAUCCAGGCUAGUCCUUGCCUGUAGAGCCUUAAUGGGGUUAGGUCCUGCAGCUACUGGGACAUUUAUAACAAAGGGACGAGCUGCAAGUUGACAUAUAGAAAUGAGAGAGGACGACUAUUGCUAGAAAGGGAGUUAAGCAGUUAUCCAAGUAGAAUGGCAACAACAGGAAGGCAGUUGGAUCUUUCUGAUGGGUAAUUAACCUUCUCCCACCUUUAUAGGAAUUGGACAAUAGAGGGGACCAAAAUAACCUUGCUCCUGACCUAGCUCCUGGAAAAGAGCACUUGUAUCUCAGACGUUCACUUUUACUAAUUCACAAACCCACGCACCCCAAAAUGAAGCUUUCACACUAAUCCAUCCACUCAAAACUUUCAAAGCCGACCCAACACUCCAACCACAGCGCCUAUGGCUAAGUAUCCAUUCUGUUUCAAAUCUCUAUUAUUUUGUACUUUGCUAACAGGCGUAUGAAGUAUUCAUACUAAUUAUAGAAUCAACCAUUAAUACUUGCCAUUGUUUGUUAAGCGCUUUACGUGUCAACUACAUCUGUCCAAAGGAGGAAAAGGAACAUUUGAUGAAGUCACAGCCUUGAUUUAUUUCUGAGUGCUUGUUAUUUGUGGCACACAGCAGUGUUGUGCUCGGUGCUGUACAAACACAGGGCACAAAGAAGAGCCAAUUCACAAAUUUUGCUUGCCCUAGGACUCCCACUCACAUGUGCAUUAAAGAGGUUCCAUUGUUCAACAACCACUUCUCGUUUCCCCCUCCCUCUGUUUGUGCCUUUGCCAACUCAAAGGAAAAUCUGAUCCCUUCCGUCUGCACUGAAUACAAAACCAAGCAAAUCCAUGUCUCAGCUGCUGGAGCAAAUAAAACAUUCAUGAAAAGAGGAUGUAUUCUCGUGGCUUCCCUUAGAAAAGCGGCCCAUGCAAACAAGCUCCGAAGAGAGUCUCUCUAAACGUGGGCUAAAAUCCACCACUAACCUCCGGCUGCAAUCUCCUGCCUGCGUAGUGAGCAAAUCAGUCUUUCCAGCUUCUGCGAAAUCGAACAGUGCUCACUUCUUGCCACCUAUAUGAUGCUGGCUGCCAAGAGGCUCCUUUGAAUGUAGCUUUUGUUUUGGCUUGUGCAAUUCUUCCAGCAGGUUUAAGAUGACAAUCAUUAGCAGCAGCUUGGGGAAAGAGAGAGAGGGGACCGGAUCCCAACUCUCAACAAGCAGGCAGCGUAGCAGACAGCACACUGGGCUAGGAUUCAGGAGACCUGGAUUCUAUUGUUUUCUGCAACUAACCUGGUGGGUGACCUUGGGCAAGUCACUUUACACCUCUGUGCCUCAGUUUCUCUGUAAAAGAGGGAUGACACUGGACCUCCUUUGUACAGCGCUUUGAGAUUUCCGGCUGAAUAGAGGUUUUACAAUUAAAGCAUCAUCAUCAGCUUGGAAGUAAUCAGUUAAAUAAAAGGCAUUAGAGUAGUUUCAGGUCCCAUAACCAGCUCUGCAUCCCCCUGCCAAUUUUGUGGUCUCAAAGCCACAGGUUCCAAACCUGCAAUGGCAGAUCCCUGCAUCUGGGUGGAGCCCCACUGCAGGACUGGAGCAUUAAUUUUCCUAUUUUAAAAAAUGUUUUAUGCAGCUAAAGGGCAGAGAAAGAGAGACCCUCCCACACCAGAGGAAACAGACUACCCAAGGAGAAGAGAAAAACUGACAACAUUUUGUGCUGUCAACCGCACAGAGUAAUUCAACAUUUAACUAUUGACUCUAAUACUAGUGCGUUACUAAUAGAAUUAAUUCCACUUUAAGGCUCCUUGACACUGCCAGAGUGGUAUAAAAGGGCCUUGGGUGCAAAUGAGAAGCUGACCCAGAGGCUUUUCAUCUGCAGUCUGUUCAUAGUCCUCUUCUGGAGGUUCUUGCAAUCAGCAACAAGUGAUUUUCAAAAUAGAAAAUAUGCCUUAAUACUUUCCUCUUGCGGAUACACUUCUUAUCCAUAGAUGUCAAAGCACUUUACAAAGGAGGUCAGCAUCAUUACCUCCAAUUUUUCAGCUGAUGAGAGAGGGGAAGUGACUCGCCCAAAAUCAUACAAGUCAGUAGCACAACUAAGACUAGACCCCAGGACUUCUGUCUCCCUGAAAUAGCCGCAGGAGUCAAAUUCAGCACGACUGUCUACGUCAAUAAAAAUGGGCCCAUGUUUGCAAAUGCACAAGCCACAACUUCCCUACUAAAGGCAAAUUGGUGGGAUAAUAUUCUCCCCUCUUAUUCUCUGGAGGGCCAACACCACCAGCAGAACCCUCUUAACGUAGUGCUGCCAACACCCAUGGAUCCAACUGCAAUUCUCGUGAAAUUUAAUGUUUUGUUUCUUAAAGCUCAAGCUCCUGGAGUCAUGUGAUGGCAUGAGAAUCUCAGCUGUCCUUAAAAAAAGGUGCAGAGGAAAGCUUAAGAAUGGAAACCCUGAAGGUUCCCAAAUCACAAAGAACCCAACACUUUUGGACAGUUGGUUUCCAUGGAUUUUUAAGCCAGUCUUGUGAUUUUUUGACCGGACACCCCCACAAAAAGCAGCCAUGGUAACACAAAGUCUAGACAAGGUGAUCACGUAAGAUGGCCGUUUAUUACAAAUGCACAGACAACAACAGAACCAGGCCAAGUUGGCUCCAAAGUGCAUUCUGACGCUGCCUCCCACUCUGGUUUCCCACCGCUCUUUGUCAUUCCCAUGUUUUAAUAUGGAAAGUCAGUAAGAAUGAACAAGCUCUUCUGCAGAGUGUAAACAUGGUUACACAACUAACUGAUCUCAAUGAUUACACAUUUAAAUCAUUAAAUAAAGACAAGGCAAAACCCCUAAUUGAUAGCAUUUCUCAAGAUUCUUUCCCUAUCCCUUUGGGUACCAUAUAAACCAAAAGUUACCCGAUCAGGGUUUCCUCUUUCAUAGAGGCUUCUGAAGUUGGCUACACCAGGCUUUGCCAUCAAUUUAUACUGUGGUUUCAGGUGAAACACAAGUGGGGAAUAUAAUCCAAAGCAGCAGUCUGAUGGCUCCUUAUUUCAGUUCUAAAUUGACAGCUGAAGUCAACAAAAUUCAAACAGGAAAUAAGAUGCACAUUGUUAAGAAUGAGAGUAAUUGACUACUGAACAAUUUCUCAAGCGACAUGGUGGAUUCUCAUCACUUGGAGUCAGCCUGAGAUAUCCAUUAUUGAUACACAGAAGCUCUAGUUCAACUACAAGUUAUUGGGCUCAGUGCAGGAAACAGAGUGAAAUUCUACAGUCUGUGUUAUAGAAUCAUAGAAAUGUCAGGCUAGAAGGGAUCUCGAGAGGUCACCAAGUCCAGCCCCCUGCACUGAGGCAGUAGCAGGUAAACCUAGACCAUCCCUGACAGGACUUUGUCCAACCUGUUUUUAAAAACCACCAAUGACGGGGAUUCCAGUUCUCUUGGAAGCCUUAACUACACUUAAGAGUUAGAAAGUUUUCCCUAAUAUCUAACCUAAAUCUCCCUUGCUGCAAAUUAAGCCCAUUACUUCUUGUUCUACCUUCAACUGAGAUGGAGAACAGAUUCCCCGUUCUCUUCAUGACAGCCCUUAACAUAUUUGAAGACUUAUCAGAUCCCACCUCAGUCUUCUUUUCUCAAGACUAAGCAUGCCCAGAUUUUUUUAGUCUGUCCUCCUAGGCUAAGCUUUUCUAAAUAGUUUAUCAUUUUUGUUAUUCAGGUCAGUCUAAAUCAUUGAUACUCAGACCUCAUUGGUCCAGGAGCCAAAUUAGCAAUCAAGAGUACCCAACAGAGCCACAGUAGUUUGAAUUCAAUGGUUCAUUUGUGUAUGUUUUACUAUUUUUAUGUAUUAUUCUCAAAGCAAAAUGAUGGACCAAGUAUUAUUUUAUUAACUACAAUUGGUUAACAACAUAGGAAAAGCAUCCUGAUUGGUUAAUCACUUAGAUUUAAUUAACAACUAGUCACCCAGUGUUUUAAUACCAUGUGCUGCAAAGAGGCUCCCAAGCCUCAGUCUGAGCAUCACUGGUUCUAGUUUAUUAUACUGGUCCCUUCUAGUCUUAAAUUGACAGCUAAUAUUUUCCUCAAGUGAGUAGCGAUUUGGGGCACUUCCAUUUCUGGGUUCUCAAUUUGAGAUGCCUGAGAGGAGCCCUGAUUUUCAGGGAGAUGGGGAAGGGAGGUUCUGCACUUUCUGAAAAUUAGGGCUCUUUUUAAGGUGUCUAAGGUGAGGCUUCCCAAAAAUGAAGGCAUCCCACGUUACUAGUCAUGUUUGAUUUCUGCGUUACAACUGUGCUGCAACAUUUAAUGAAGACUGUGUUUCUUUUGCAGUGGGAUUUAGCUCUUGGGCCUGGUCUACACUUAAAACUUCUGUCAGCUGACCUAGGUUUUACAAGUAGAUGCAGGUAGGUGGAUGGACAAAUAUUUCCAUCGACCACUGCUACGUUGACGGAAAAACCCCUGCCAUGGCUUGAGGCUGUGUCUAUACUAUGGAGGCUAUAGCAGCAUAGCUAUGAUGGUGUUACAGCCCCCUAGUGUGGACAUGACCUUGGUCAUAAAAAUGUAUUCACAAUAUAGCCCGCUUCCCCACCAGGGAGUCAUUAAUUACAGACCAAACAUAGGCUCAUUCUCUGCCCCUACCUCCAAUAACUUUACCUUCCGAGUUAGCUGUAGGAUGGCUCAAUUAAUCAUCCUUCCAACACACAUACACCAUGCAGUCCAUGUGUCCCCUUUCACCAAAUUUCCUUGCAUUCAGUGUGUUAGAACCACCAUUAUCUAAACAGCUUGUAGAUAAGCUCAGUCUGGCUUUCUCCUUUCCCUUUUAAAUUAUUCAAUGUCAAUGUGUCAAGCAAACAAACGUCUGUCUCUUUCUUGAACAGCUGCUUCUGGAGGCCUGUGAAAUUCAUCAACAAGCAGAGGGAGGAAUGGAGAAAUAAGUGGUCAAGAUUACCCAGAAGAGUCACACUAAUAAUACGGUUAUAGAACUAGGUGAACCAGAGAGCCAUUCUGCUCUCAGUUCCAGCAGUGCAAAGCUGUAAUAAUUCAAUCAAAGUCAGUGGAGUUAGCUGCUCUUUACACAACCCUGUAUCUAAGGAUACAAUUUGGCCUUUCAUUGCCACAAGACAGACCAAUUCUACUGAGCUCACUCUAACACAACACAGAUAAUUUAAACCCUUCAGCCUUUUGUGUCACCUAUGUGAGGAUGCAGACAUGCUGCAGUACUUAAAAAAAAAAAAAAAAAAAAAUCACUAAAGACAUGGGAGUGGGUGGAACAAUCCAAGCAGAUUUCUGUACACAAAGAAGAGUUGACAGGUAGAUCUGCAGUCAAGGUGAAAUGGGAAGCAAAACAUUUUGAAGUGCCUGUGUGUCUUUGACAACCACUCAGAAGCAGAGAUGCAAUUAUCCCUCCUUCAGCAAAUACUACCAGUCAAAACCAAACAGGUGCUCUUGCCCACAUAACCCAAUUGUGAACAGUCAUACAAAGAGCAGUACCAGUGCCCCUUACAGACUUCUCCUGUGACACAACUGACAGAGGUUAAUUGCAGGUACUAAACAGCCAGAUGUACAGAAGAGCUCACCUCCCAUGUAAGCACCGAAGUAAGUGGCCAGGCAUUCAGUAGGACUUUGUGUGUUGAGUGCCAAACAUUCUGAAAAAUUUGGCUUCAUAAGUCUGGCCUGGUCAGAUCCCCAGUCAAGGGAAGUCGAGUCUUAACUGAAGGCACUUAGCACAUCGCUUGUGUCAGUUGUGACAUAUCCACAUGGCAGCUGAUUGGGCAAAAAACAUGGGCGACUUGUCUGUGAAAUCAGAACUGAACCAGGAAAAAAAAAACACACACACACACACACACACAAAGAAUACUCCACAACAUUGACAUUAAGCUGCGUGAGCCAUCAGAAAUCCACCCACCCAAUUUAACCGCCACCAUGAUUAAGGUGCAGAUUUAGAGCUGCUGUGCCUGAUUUCUGUAUUACAAUGGUGCUCACUGAAGUAGCAACUAGGUGACUGAAGUAGCAAACAAUGUCUGGAAGCACCAGAAAUAGAAGAUGAGAAAGAUUGGAGAACAUAUCAAGAUACCAUCUGGUUAGGUUGCAAGAGGUUAAACAACAUCAGUCUGCCUGGCUGGGGAUUAAUUUCUUAUUUUAAAAUCAGAGCUUGAUUUCAACGUAAUACUCAGCAAUUUUCAGUGAUUGAGGGUUUCAGGAAUGAGAGAGACCGAAUAUCAAGUCUAGAGGGUGUGUAGUUGGCAGGGAGAUGCAUUUGCAGGGGAUUAUGCUUUAGCAUACAGCACCAUCAAGUGAGAAAUUAGGUCCCACGACGCGACGGGAGAUUCAGAGAUGCCUUUGCAAAAACCAAAACAAGCCUCCUGUGACAGAAUAGUCACGUCGCUUAAUGCAUGACUAGAAGGUGCUCGGAUGUGACAGUGACGAGGGCGGUCUAAGAACACAGAGACUAGAAUAGAAUAGACUCCACAGCGUGAAUUUCCUACUACUUCCUCCCACCACCAAUAUACUUUUAGAUUGAAAAAAGGGCAAGUGGUAGGUUUAUACAAUGCCUAGAACAACUGGGUUCCAACCUAGCUGGACCCUAGGUGUUAGCACAACAAAACAGUUAAAUAAUAAUAAACCAAAUCUCCUCUGCUAUCUCCCAGAAUGGAAGUUUAUUCAUUAAAGGCCCUCAUAGGCCAUACGAAUCACUCACUGAAACCCUCCUGUAUCCCAGCCUGUCUACCCCCAACAAUUUAAGCCCCAACCACACUAGGAUAAGAACCAGUAGCAGCACCAAUCGUAUUUCCCUGAGCAGUGGCACAGGGGCUGUCUGAGAUCCAGUCCGCACACACCUGUCCCUUAUGGAGUUCAUUGCUUUAAGGGCCUAACACGGCUCUUGAGCGCACGCACACACAAUCAUCGCUGGCCAGGGAAGUGGUAUUCCAAUCCUGAUAACUCCCACUAGUGCUGCAGCUUCAGCUUCUCCCGAGAGGCUCUAAUAGGGGACUUUGCAGCUCCUGGUUCCCCAUCUCGAGGCCUGCUGGAGGCUCCCAUUGAUUUCAGUAUGCUUCGGAUCAGCCCUGUUUAUAACCAGGAAGAUAAACCAUCCUCGCCCAGCAGGAGAUCCCUUGUGUGGAUGGCGCCGAACAAUUCAACACACAUUAUGGGCGGCAUGCUAGACCCUCAGGACUGAGCUGUGUGGCACGUUCUGGAUCGGGUGGGGAUGAGGGGUGCUGAGGUCAGCCUGUGCUGAGAGCAGGGCUUCCUAGAGCAGGCAACGCUUAGGAAAAUUCUGCUGCAUGCUGACCUUUUAACAUAGAUCUAGGUGUGCGCACAGCGAGACGGUCCCAAUUUUAACCAGGGGGAAUCAGCCGCUCCCUGGCGUUCAAUGGGCUCUGUUGGACAAAGAUCAGUGCUUCAUUUGUGCCAGGGCUGAGCCCUGCAACUCUAGGCCCACAGUUCAUAGCCCUGGCACCUCUGGCCUUGCUGCAUCAGUUACGAAAGUAAAAAACGAUUCCUUGAGCCCUGGUACCUCUUUCAUUAGAAAUUAAACCCUGACCAGGAUGCAAGCUCCAAAGUGGAGUCCCUUCCACAAGAAUACCCUGCCGGAAGCCCCACUCCCAUCCUGUUCAAACUAGGGGCUAUCUGCUUCAGUGCCUCAAAUCUCAACUCAGCACGCUCUGCAAUGGUAUUCUGGAGUCAGGCUUAACAACGGUGUCCGCUAGGAUUGUUCCACUGGGCCCUGUGACCAGGGCACAGCUUUCUAACCAACACAAUCAAGACCAAAGUAUCAAGUGCCCGAGCGCCAUUCUCAAAAGUGACCUAGGUGCCUCAGAGCUGAAGUCCCGCUGACUUUCAAUAGGACAGGUCAAGAUUUUCAAAAGUGACUAGUAAUUCCGGGUGCCACUUGCGACGCCUGGAGGGGGCCCAAUUUUCAGAAAGUGCUAUGGACCGACUUUCUGAAAGAUCAGGCUCCUUUAAGGUGCCUUCAAGUUGGCUACCCAAAGCCACUAGUGACCCUGGAAAACCUUGGCCAUGAGAUCCCAGGUCACUUUGGAAAACAAGAUUUAGGUGCUUUUAUAAUUUUACCCUAAGUCUGGUACUUUGCAAUUCAGAAUAUAUGUCUGUUUCCAAAACCCAUAGGAGUCUUUCCCCUGACUCCCAACGGUCCUGGAUUAAGCCAUUAACAUAAAGAACCCCUUUAAGCUAGACCCUAUGUUCUUUAAUAAAGAAGUGGCAACACUUCUGCCUAUUUUGUCUCCGGUUAUUCUUUUGGUACCUUUCAAAAUCCCUUAUCCACCCCUGCAAGCCCCUCAGCAAUCCUCUCAACAUUUGAUCUUCUUUAGAAAGGCCUUUAUUUGACUUUAUAGUAAACGAAACACUAGUUUAAAUCAAGUGUACCUGGUACACUGUUACAGCAAUGAAGUGGCAACAAUUUUAGACACGACCUACCCUCUCCUUUCCUCCUUCUCCGGGCUGAUCCACUGAUUUAACACUGCCACAGGUGGGUUAGUGGGCAUUUUACGCUCAAACAUGAUUUGGACGAUAAAAACAAGAGCUAAACAUGGAUGAAAUGUUACAGAAGUG
Molecule: messenger RNA, 15395 nt
Organism: Dermochelys coriacea (leatherback sea turtle)
Lineage: Eukaryota; Metazoa; Chordata; Testudines; Dermochelyidae
Gene: ITGA10
Product: integrin subunit alpha 10
Biological process (GO): cell-matrix adhesion; integrin-mediated signaling pathway; cell-cell adhesion
Cellular component (GO): external side of plasma membrane; integrin complex
Molecular function (GO): integrin binding
Source: RefSeq, a predicted model, not a curated record